Fulvia fulva is the source of this 750-nucleotide messenger RNA. RefSeq lists its product as uncharacterized. The transcript has a single exon. The record is from RefSeq and is a predicted model, not a curated record. Bases 1 to 750 code for a protein of 249 amino acids. NCBI's taxonomy places the organism in Eukaryota, Fungi, Ascomycota, Dothideomycetes, Mycosphaerellales, Mycosphaerellaceae.
AUGAGCCAUACCAUGGAUAUGAUCGAGGUCCAACAUGGCGACAGAUCCGCCAUCCUCGGAAGCUACCUCGACUUUAGUAUGUCUUCCAAAACGCCGAGAGACAAGCGAACUCCACGCAGCAUUUUCUCGGGGUGGUCAUCAUCGUCCAGCGAAAGCAGCGAGAGCCACGAUGGCGAUCACCAUGCUCUGCAUCAGGGACGCGGUCAAGAACAGGAACCGAGGACGCAUCCUGAACCGAACAGCAAAGCCGCAGAAACACCCUAUCAUGAUGGUGACCGACUGCCUCCUUUCAGGCGUCAGUCUCACAACCUGGAACCCGACCCCUUCGCCGCCGAGUUCGCCGCAGCGCCACGCCAUCAUAACCAUGCGAUGUUCUCGAGGUCUGAACGGCGAAAGUUGCAGCGUAUCGAGACCUGGGCGCAAGACGUGGAAGCGCAGACUUUGCGGCGACCCCUCCUAAUCGACAAAGACCAGCCGAUGCCCACAUACAUGGCCUUUGACGCUCGGGACAGGCAGUGGGUGUUCAGGCAGGCAUAUUCAGAUGCUGGCAGCGAGCAGUCGAGCAGUUUCAAUAGCAUGCUUGCCAGAUUCGGAGUGCGGCGAUCGAGGAGUGGUGGCCAGAGAGAGCGGGAGCCUAUUGGAUGGUGGUGGCCUUGGGUGAUUGUGGUGUUGCUGGUUUUGGCUCUGGUUGCUGGUGCUGUGUAUGAGAUCACUCAGCAGCAAUACAGCGAUGGGCCAGAUUUGGCGUGA